AUGCAUCAGUAUGAGUUGGAUUACUUUUGUAAAAUUGGGACACAAAGUUUAGUCGCUUCGUCCACUGCUCAUCUGUUGGUAGCAUGCAAAGUGAAAUCGGAUUUGGAUAGUCGUGCAAUGCAACGUCUGCAGAGUGCCGGCCACGCAGUAAAAACAGCUACCGAGCAUCUCGUUCAUGCAGCUCGUUCGGCAAUCCACGAAGACGAACGUACAUUCAUCAUCUCACAGCGCAUGGUUUCGGGGAUUGCGCAGAGUGCCGGCCACGCAGUAAAAACAGCUACCGAGCAUCUUGUUCAUGCAGCUCGUUCGGCAAUCCACGAAGACGAACGUACAUUCAUCAUCUCACAGCGUAUGGUUUCGGGGAUUGCGCAGGUCAUGGAUGCGCAGGAGCAAGUUUUACGAAAAGAACGUGAAUUAAUUGAAGCGCGUGGGAAACUGGCAGCAUUGAAUAAAGCUCGUUAUGAACGAGGUAUUUCACCGAGUGCAGAUCGAUAG
Molecule: messenger RNA, 495 nt
Organism: Gongylonema pulchrum
Lineage: Eukaryota; Metazoa; Nematoda; Chromadorea; Rhabditida; Gongylonematidae
Source: the annotation of a GenBank genome assembly